This is a messenger RNA of Alosa sapidissima (American shad), 3024 nucleotides long. Its product is annotated as probable serine/threonine-protein kinase kinX. The coding region runs from base 274 to 2847 and encodes 857 amino acids. The transcript has 7 exons. Lineage: Eukaryota; Metazoa; Chordata; Actinopteri; Clupeiformes; Clupeidae. The record is from RefSeq and is a predicted model, not a curated record.
CCACUGCCUUGAUGUGAAGUCAGCAACAUGGUGCAGGAACAAAAACAAACAUGAGGCAGAGUAUGGUAUAGGCCAGUGGAGCAUCAUAGCCUAUAAAUAUUGUUACUUGUUUUAUUUUUAAUAACCAAUCUUCUCAUGGAUUUGUAUGAAAACACAUUUAUUUUGUUUUGUUAACCAAGACAGGACUUGGUGUCUAAUUUUCAAAGAGAGAGGAGAAUUCUAUGUUUUCAUUUUGACAGGAAGUCAAUCUAGUGCACAGAGUCUGUGCACAAAAUGGAGCAAAAUGUUGCUGAUUUACUUACAGAUGCAUUUUCAGAUGUGGAGAUAGACUUUGAGCAUCUUAACUUUGAAGACUAUGCGGAACAGUCAUCUCUCGCUGGUAGAGCCCGAGAAACAGAGAAGAGAGAUAACACCCAGGAACCGACAGGGGCACGCAGACAGAGCUCGCUGCAGAGCUCAGAGGAGAACCACAACAUGCACAAAAACUCAACAGGAAAGGAGACGUAUGCGCAAGACACUGCCAGUGAGAUCGAAGUGGAGCUCAGUCAUCUGGAGGAUAUAGAAAUGGCAGACAGGAAGAAGUACAUGUAUGAUUCCUGUGAUAUUUGGCAAGAUGAUGAAGAUGAAACAAGACACUGGACUGAGAGGUCAUUUCCUUUUGGAGGAGAUCAAACAGGAGUUGACCAGUCAAAUGCAGGGGGAUCAGACAGAUGUGGUAAUGUUCAAAACGAGGAGGGUGAAGAUGGUGUGCCAUUUCUACAACUAUGUAACCCUCAAAGUGUUGAUGACACAUGCAGUUAUUCAGACUCCAAUUCAGGAAGUGAGGAUGCAGAAGCUACAAAACAACAUUUGUCGGUGGACAGAGAGGCAAUGAAUGAACUGUCAUGCGUGUGUGCAUCUGAGAACACUGCUGGCUUAACUAUUUUAAGCUCACUGCCAACUGCACAGGGUGCACAGGCGGAGGGAGGGGACUUGAGGGAGUUUUCUGAGGAGGACCAAGCUUGUGUUGGUGAAGACUUUGCGGAAUACCCAACAGAACUGACAAACAACGAUGAUGACGAUGAUGAUGAUGAUGAUGAUGUUGAUGUUGAGGGUGAUGACGAAGAAGAGGAAGAUGACAAUGAAGAUGAAAGGAAAGUGAAAAGUGAUGCCAAAGCACCUGUGAGCAGAAUUGGGGCUGACAACACACAAGAGGGGGAGUAUAUACGAGAAGAAGAAGAGGAAGAUGAUGAUGAAGGUGAAGAACAGGAACAAGAGCAAGAAGAGGAAGAAAAGGUUGCUGUUGAGGUUGUUGUUGAUGAUGAUAUAGUGGAACAUGGACCCAUGCAUGCCAAACCUCAUGACUCCACAAACACUUACAGCAGCGAUGAGAGAGUUAGGGAAAGGCAGCCUACAACGACCUCCCAAACCAUGAGCAAGGACGAUUCAGGUCCCCAGAAUGAAGAUGAGUCUGAAAGUCCCAGCAUGCAGCAACAUCGACAUAAUGACAAACUCUCCCAAAUUCAGGAUGUCUUCACUAAUGAAGAUGCUACAAUACAGCGAGGUAGAGCUAAAAAAGAAAUUAUAGCCCAAGGAAUUGAAGAAGAGGAGAGACAUGGAGAGGGGCAGAAUGUUGUCAAACAGGAUACUGGAGUCGACGAACUUCCAUUUGACAGUGAAAAUGAAUUCCCUGUGUACUCACAUGAUGUUGACACUUGGGGAGGUUGGAGAGAAGAGUUGAACAGAUACAUGCCCAGCACAGAGCUAAACUUAGAUGUCAACUGUGUUGCUGUAGCCAGAGAAGAUGAAAGCCGUCUCUUGGGAAGGAUAGAUACCAUCACACCAGAGAGAGCAUGGCCAUCUGAAACACUGUGGGACAAGACCAGCCAACAACAACCCCUCAGGAAUCCAUCAGCAACUUUGGGACAGGAAUUUGUUGUGGUUGAGGAUGUGACGUCAGACCAUGACUUUUUCUUUCACACCAGCUUGGAACAGGACAGUCAUGUCACUGACUGGAGUUUGGGUGGAUGCCUGCUGGACGAAGAUACUACACAGGAAAGCAUGGAGGACAACACAAGUGACACAUUUGGAGAGGAAGAGAGGAGCUGGGAUCAAGAGAGGGAAAGAAUUGAGGCUUUCAACAGGUUUUACAAUGAUUCAGAGGAGAGCAGUAUUGAAGGCAUAGGAGAAAGAACACAUAAAGUACACUUCUGUUUGGAGCCCCAAAUAGCUGAAGUUCUGGACUCAGAAUCAGAGUUUAGUGACAUAGAAGCUGACGAAGACUCCGAGGAGGAUUCAGACACAGAAGACAUAAACGAUGAGGAGCAGAGUGACACUGAGGAACCACAAGUUAAUGCGUUCCCUUGCCAUGAUCGUGAAGAACCGUCAGAGAACGAGUUCCCUCCUCAGGAUCAGGAAGAACCGUCAGAGAACGAGUUCCUUCCUCAGGAUCAGGAAGAACCAUCAGAGAACGAGUUCCCACCUCAGGAUCAAAAAGAACCAUCAGAGAAUGUGUUCCCUCCUCAGGAUCAGGAAGAACAGACAGAGAAUGCUUUCCCUCCUAAAGAUCAAGAUGUGAAGUUUGAAGAGGGACAGCCCAUUUCUGACAAUCCAACAAUUGGUCAACUGAUGAAAAAAGUGAUAACUGAUCAACCCAUGGAAAAACAGCUGACUGAUCAACCAGUGGAGGAAGAGGGCAUAACUCUGCAGACAUCAGACAAGCAGAUAGUUACCCUGUGUCCAACCACAUCUAAGAGGCAAAAGUGUCUUAGAAUACUGAAGUCUACACUCAGGAUGUGUGCGAUCAUUGGAACUGGACUGCUGACUUUCUGGUGGGCUACAGACCAUUUGGACUGGACAAUGUGGUAGUUGCAAACUAGGAGCCAUAACAAGCAUAAUAGAAUGCUCUCUAUAUAUUUUUGUAAUUUGUUUUCUAGCCUAUACCUUAAUGUGGCCUCCAAAUAAGAUGGAUGGCAUAAACAAGUGUAUUUUAUCUUAUUUCAUCUUGAGCAAUAAAAAAGUAAUAAAGUUUGCUUUAUAAAUAAA